Messenger RNA from Misgurnus anguillicaudatus (oriental weatherfish), 3452 nucleotides. NCBI's taxonomy places the organism in Eukaryota, Metazoa, Chordata, Actinopteri, Cypriniformes, Cobitidae. The record is from RefSeq and is a predicted model, not a curated record.
ACAUUUAAAUUAGCAAAAGUUGAUUCGGGCACGCCUGUUUAGACUGUGUGCUUUAGACAAAUGCACUUAUAUCAUUAAAAUAUGUUUUCAGGUGAGGGACCCCUUAAUGGAUAGAUGGGAGGAACUUGGACUCCAAGUAAAUGUAUUAAAUUAGAUGGUAUGAUGGUUUAUGUAUUUCUUUUAUUUCAUUUAUUUUUGGGCUAUGGUUAAACAUCUCUUAAAUUUUUUUGUCUGGUUUUAGCCUAGACAACUUUGUUGUCUUUUGUAGGUAAUACAAUUGUAUUUUAAAAAAUGACUUCAGCCACAACCCGAAUAGUGUAAAUUGGGAUUAGAUGUAAUCAGAUGCUUUCAUUCCUCUAGUUAACCUGUUCUGAAAGAUAUCUUUGUAAAGCCGUGCAGUGACAGAUUUAAUAGGCGGGUCUAGUCUAUAAAUCUGAAACAGUUGUGAGAUGUGUCAGUUAGAUGGCAUACACAUAACUAUUCCUAUCACAGCGUUGCUCAGUUUUGUUUCAGAUGUAUCCUGACGGUCUCUUUUUCCUUUGGUUUGGAUUUACCGUGGUGAAGUUCAUAACCUGUUACAGUGAUGGAAGUUUAUUGACUGAAGAAUGUCAAGGAAUGAACAUCGUCCACUACAACAAUCUGAAACAAAUAAUAAGCUACACAGACAGUGCGUGCCCGUUCACUGUCACACCAGAUCAGAUGACCUUUAAUGAUUUACAAGUGGGACAUGAGAUUAACGUGACGCUUUCAGGGACGGAAACUGAUACAUUUAUAGGUUUUUUGUUGGAGGCUCGUAAGUGUGAGGACUGUCCACCUGCCGGUACUUUUAGUUUGACUGACACAAGCAAAACAGUCCUCCUGACCUGUGAUGGCCAAAAUGGCAGAGCGGUGAGCCAUGCUGAUAACUUGGACAAAAGCAGCAUUGCAGUAAAAUGGAUUGUCCCUGAGGCAGGAACUUUCUUCUUCAGAGCUGCGGUCACGCAGACAUACGGAGCGUUUUGGCUAAGAAAGGCAAUAAUACUUACAACAACUGCACCCAAAACAACACCAACACCUAAAAACAUAUCUGCAAACUCCACUACAACCAUCACCUCAAUCUCUGCUGCAAAGUCCACUGCCAAACCCACCACAAGCCGUGCUUUAAAAACCACUGCCAAAACCACCACAAGCCGUGCUUUAAAAACCACUGCCAAAACCACCACAAGCCGUGCUUUAAAAACCACUGCCAAAACCACCACAAGCCGUGCUUUAAAAACCACUGCCAAAACCACCACAAGCCGUGCUUUAAAAACCACUGCCAAAACCACCACAAGCCGUGUUUUAAAAACCACUGCCAAAACCACCACAAGCCGUGCUUUAAAAAACACUGCCAAAACCAUCACAAGCACUGCUUUAAACUCCACUCCCAAAACAACCGCAAUCCCUGCUGCAAACUCCACUGCCAACACCACCGCAAUCUCUGCUGCAUACACUGUAGUCAUCAAUUUAAACCUCCAUACAGUCAUCAAUGCAGUCAUUAAUUCAGAGACCCUUACAUCCAUCACUGCAUCCAUUACUGCGGUCUUUAAUGCAAACAACAUUGGAAACAUCACUACAGGCAUCACUGCAUACAUCAAUGCAGUCAUUAAUUCAAAGACCCUUACAUCCAUCACUGCAUCCAUUACUGCAGUCUUUAAUGCAAACAACAUUGCAAUUUCCACUACAAACAUGACUACAGGCAACACUGCAUAUGUCAAUGUAGUCUUCAAUGCAGACAUCACUGCAGUCUCCACUGCAGUCAUCAAUACACAAACAGUAUAUGUUGUUAUUGUUUCCUUUAUUAUCCAUUAUUGUUUUUUAUAGUUCUUUGCAUUUUAAAUUAACUAAUUUCUGUAAUGUAUAGUAAUUGUAAUUGUGUAUAUGCCCAUUACACUUUCAGGACUUACGUUUGUUGCUGGUCUCAUUUAUUGUUUUUAAGAACCAUAAUAGUGGCACAUUUAAAAUAUGAUUUCUUUUUAUUCAUACUUCCUUAAAACUUAUAUACACAUAUAUCAAAAAGAUGCUCUAUUGGGUUGAGAUCUGGUGACUGUGGGGACCAUUUUAGCACAGUGAACUCAUCGUCAUGUUCAAGAAACCAAUUUGAAAUGAUUCGAGCUUUGUGACAUGGUGUAUUAUCCUGCUGGAAGUAGCCAUCAGAGGAUGGGUACAUGGUGGUCAUAAAGGGAUGGACAUGGUCAGAAGCAAUGCUCAGGUGGCAUUUAAAGGAUGCCCAACUGGCACUAAGAGGUCUAAAGUGUGCCAAAGAAAACAUCCCCCACACCAUUACACCACCAACACCAGCCUACACAGUGGUAAAAAGGCAUGAUGGAUCCAUGUUCUCAUUCUGUUUACGCCAAAAUCUGACUCUACCAUCUGAAUGUCUCAACAGAAAUCAAGACUUAUCAGACCAGGCAACAUUUUUCCAGUCUUCAACUGUCCAAUUUUGGUGAGCUCGUGCAAAUUGUAGACUCUUUUUCCUAUUUGUAGUGGAGAUGAGUGGUACUCGGUGGGGUCUUCUGCUGUUGUAGCCCAUCCACCUCAAGGUUGUGCGUGUUGUGGCUUCACAAAUGCUUUGCUGCAUACCUCGGUUGUAACGAGUGGUUAUUUCAGUCAAAGUUGCUCUUCUAUCAGCUUGAAUCAGUCAGCGCAUUCUCCUCUGACCUCUAGCAUCAACAAAGCAUUUUCGCCCACAGAACUGCCGUAUACUGGAUGUUUUUCCCUUUUCACACCAUUCUUUGUAAACCCUAGAAAUGGUAGGGCGUGAAAAUCCCACUAACUGAGCAGAUGAGCAGCCACAGUGUGUCUGUGUUAUUAUGUGGUAUGCAGAUUAUAUACAGUCUUCAUUUAAGGGGCCAUUCACCUUUCGUGAAAAAAAAAUUAUGACAAAACUUUUCUACUUCUAUCCAAAGUGAUAGAACUGCCAACACAUGCUCUGCGCUCCCUGUUGAGCUUGCUUAUCAGCGCAUUUAAAAAAUACAAUCGUAACAAACAGGUUUGCUCACAUUAAGUUAAAAGAAUGUUGCUUUUGAUGUGAAACAACACUGCAAAAAAUUUUCUGUAGAAAUUAUAGUAUUACUGGGUAUUACUGGCAACUAGCUGGCAGUAACUUACUGUAGAUUUUACAUUUAUGUUAUUUACUGGCAACAGUUUGUUCAAAGUUAAAUGAACAUGAAACAUUUUCAGUCUUUAUCUUCUACAGUAAGUUACUGGCAACCAGCUGCAUAAUUACAGCUAAUUUUUUACAGUGAAUGUAAUAAAACCAUCAUCCACUUUAGUUUUUAAAACCUCCAAUACUAAAUUAAUAAAGCAGCCUGAAUAUGUAAUACUAUAAUAACCACGUGGCAUUCAAUUUGUUAAGUGUUCUAGUUGCCAAUCUCUUAUUUUAAAUUGCCUUGGUCAUGCUUGGUUUGAUAAACUUUUCAUUUGUGUGUUUA